Messenger RNA from Suillus subalutaceus, 1044 nucleotides. RefSeq lists its product as uncharacterized. Bases 119 to 922 code for a protein of 267 amino acids. The record is from RefSeq and is a predicted model, not a curated record. The transcript is spliced from 8 exons. Lineage: Eukaryota; Fungi; Basidiomycota; Agaricomycetes; Boletales; Suillaceae.
GCCUCGAUCGAGCCGAAUCAGUAAUCCGGAACGGCAUCAUUCCUGGGGCGAUUUGUGUAUGCGAAGCGAUUUGAAGACCUUUCCCACCUUCUGACCCAAUCCCCAUUGUGGGAGCACCAUGGAUGUAGAAAAAAAUUUGCCUUACGCCUCCAUUGAGCACUCUACUCAGCUCCAAGCCCAGCAACGGCAGCCUUCGCCUUCAUCACUAGGAUUUGCAGACAGCGGAGGCCGUCCACAGACUCAGUCAUCGGCGACUGAGAAGCCCCUACUUGGCAGCGACAGUUCACGGGGACAUUCACCGGGUCGUGAUCGCAAUGAUCCAUACACGGAUUUUGAGCCCGUCCCUCAGGCUCCCCCAGCUACGAGAAGCCGGGACGGUCAUCUGAUGCGUGGAAUGUCGCGGCGCACAGGCCAGGCUCCUGUCAGUGCUUCUGGCCUUGGCUGGAUAUUGCCCGUCGAGGAGAAACCUCACCGACGAACCAUUGGAGAGCGACUCGAUCCAAGUAUUCUCAACGCGGAGAGAGAGAGGGCACAAUAUGCCACAAAAGCAAAAAUAACAGGCUACGCGUUGAACAUCGCGAUAGGUUUACAGGUUUUACUUGGGGCACUUACUACGGGUCUUGCGGCGGCAUUAACUGGUAAGCAGGUUUCUAUCGCUACCACUCUUCUUGGUGGCAUGUCGACAUUAGUUGCUUCCUACCUCGCUCGGACAAGGGGAUCAAAUGAACCAGAAUUAUCCAUCACUCGCGUAAAGGACCUAGAUCAAUUUUUAAGGGACUGCCGGUCCUUCAAAAUGGACCACGGACAUGAAUAUGGAACAGCUGAAAACGGGCUGAAUGAUCAUCUCGAGCAUCUCAGAAAAAGGUUCGAAGAACUUCUUGGAAAUGCUGAUGGGCAGCGGAAGCUUUCCCCGUCCUUCUAGUAAUUCGUCUACAAGCCGAUAUGUAGACCUCUGAAAUAGUAUCUAACGUCACUUUGCCGUCCCGAAACAUUCACUACAGAUGGCGAUUCUUGCUGGCAUCCAAAGCCUUCCUUCAUACUUAU